Molecule: messenger RNA, 516 nt
Organism: Trichoderma harzianum CBS 226.95
Lineage: Eukaryota; Fungi; Ascomycota; Sordariomycetes; Hypocreales; Hypocreaceae
Exons: 3
Coding region: 1-516 (171 amino acids)
Source: RefSeq, a predicted model, not a curated record
AUGGAGGUUUCACGCCAGAUAAGGACAUCGGAAGAGGACGAGACCAAAGGCAUCUCGUUGAGACAUCUCGUUGAGACACGCCGCACACAGCAAGAUGGUCUGGGCCUGCUUCCGGCCGCGUACAAUCACAAGCUCUACGACGCUGCGGCAGUGGCCAACAUUUUCCUUCCUGGGUGGCGUUCCAAGGUUCUGGCGCCAGAUCAUGGCUGCAGAACCAAGGAAAUUAAAAUCUCGGAGAGGACAGUUAGCGGCGCCCCCGCGAAUCUACGCGCUCUCAACGACCCCAAAUAUGGCCGUCGGUGGAGACUGCGGGAACCCCGGGCUGGGGAAUUGCAGCUUGCACGAAUUCCUGGAGAUUCUGGAGUCGGCCAGGCCCAAUUUACCGCCGGCUGGGCCAAUCCCAGCCGCAAGCAGCUCGCGUUGGGGCCCUGGUCGUUUGGCUGCUGCCUUCGUGGUGGUUUCUGCUCCGCUCGAGAAAGGCCGAGCGCUGGAGUCGCCACUGGGGGCGCUCCGUAA